This is a messenger RNA of Daldinia loculata, 1557 nucleotides long. RefSeq names its product Septin-domain-containing protein. Gene Ontology annotation, cellular component: cell division site; septin ring; microtubule cytoskeleton. The coding region runs from base 1 to 1557 and encodes 518 amino acids. Gene Ontology annotation, biological process: cytoskeleton-dependent cytokinesis. Gene Ontology annotation, molecular function: GTP binding; GTPase activity; molecular adaptor activity. The transcript is spliced from 4 exons. The record is from RefSeq and is a predicted model, not a curated record. NCBI's taxonomy places the organism in Eukaryota, Fungi, Ascomycota, Sordariomycetes, Xylariales, Hypoxylaceae.
AUGGAAAAUCUCUGUUUGCCUCAGAGGGAGUCAGCUACGUCCCCAACUCCGGCCAUUAGGUCAAGCAUCCGGCUAGACCAGGAGAAUCGGCCCCCUUCCGUUCGACAUUACCGUAGCAUGCUAGUCGUGGACGCUCCGUCUAUUGGCCCUCUCAAGCCGAUGUCUUACGACGAACUUUAUUUCCAUCAACCGCUUGCUGCUGCAAACGGUACAAUAGCAUCGCCUGUGCCGAGCGAGGGCAAGCAAACCUCACCUCAACCGUCGUCUCCCCCGAGUUCUGACCUCAAAUUAACAGCCCCAGCUGCUGCCCCUACAUCGGGCCUAAUCAUCAAUGACAAUAAAAACAUCGUUCGAAGGAAGUUGACCGGCUACGUCGGUUUUGCAAACUUGCCAAACCAAUGGCACCGCAAGAGUGUCCGAAAGGGCUUCAACUUCAAUGUUAUGGUUGUCGGUGAGUCUGGCUUGGGUAAAUCUACUCUCGUCAACACUCUGUUCAAUACGUCUCUGUACCCACCCAAGGACCGAAAGGGACCUAGCCUUGACAUAAUACCCAAGACUGUCUCUAUUCAAUCCAUCAGUGCGGAUAUUGAGGAGGCUGGUGUUCGUCUACGCCUGACUGUUGUCGAUACCCCCGGCUUUGGAGAUUUCGUGAACAACGAUGAGUCGUGGAGACCCAUUGUUGACAACAUCGAGCAACGCUACGACGCCUACCUAGAUGCCGAGAACAAGGUCAACCGAAUGAAUAUUGUAGACAACCGUAUCCACGCCUGUGUCUUCUUCAUCCAGCCUACCGGCCAUUCCUUGAAGCCUCUCGAUAUCGAGGUUAUGCGUCGUCUGCAUACCAAGGUCAACCUAAUUCCCGUCAUUGCUAAAUCGGAUACUCUUACCGAUGACGAGAUUGCGGGCUUCAAAUCUAGAAUCCUCGCGGACAUCAAGCAUCACGGAAUUCAGAUCUUUGAGGGACCUCGAUACGAGUUGGACGACGAAGAGACGAUCGCAGAGAACAAUGAGAUCAUGUCGAAGGUUCCUUUCGCUGUCGUGGGUGCCAAUAACGAGAUCACCAACGCCGAUGGACGUAAGGUUCGCGGCCGUCGGUACCCUUGGGGUGUUAUUGAAGUCGACAACGAGGAGCACUGUGAUUUCGUCAAGCUGCGUCAAAUGCUCAUCCGAACUCACAUGGAAGAGCUCAAGGAGCACACCAACAACGUUCUUUAUGAGAACUACCGAACAGACAAGCUCACCGCAAUGGGUGUUGCUCAGGAUCCUAGCGUCUUCAAGGAGGUCAACCCUGCCGUCAAGCAAGAAGAGGAGCGUGCUCUACAUGAGCAGAAGCUUGCCAAGAUGGAGGCCGAAAUGAAGAUGGUAUUCCAGCAGAAAGUAGCUGAAAAGGAGAGUAAACUGAAGCAGAGCGAAGAAGAACUGUAUGCCCGUCAUAGAGAGAUGAAGGAGCAGCUAGAACGGCAACGACUAGAACUCGAGGAGAAGAAGUCCAGAAUCGAAUCCGGAAGACCCAUAGAAAAGGAAGGCAAGCGAAAGGGUUUCUCCUUACGGAACUAA